This is a messenger RNA of Delphinapterus leucas (beluga whale), 9029 nucleotides long. NCBI's taxonomy places the organism in Eukaryota, Metazoa, Chordata, Mammalia, Artiodactyla, Monodontidae. The record is from RefSeq and is a predicted model, not a curated record.
UUGCGGCAUGUGGGAUCUAGUUCCCUGACGAGGGAUCGAACCCCGGUCCCCUGCACUGGGAGCAUGGAGUCUUAACCACUGGACCGCCAGGGGAGUCCCUUCCUCAUACUAUUUUCAAGACUAUUCUCUCUCAUCUCUAACAUACCUCAGCUUUGAAGCACAAGUCAGUACCUGUCAUAAAUCUUGGUGAUUUAAAUAUCCAUGUAGAUAAUCUUUCUAACACUCUGGUCUCAGUUCUUUGCUCCUCCAGUGAUCUUGUCCUCCACCCCCACUUCAGCUACUCAUUCCCUUGGUCAUAUUCUAGACCUACCACUACUCCAUAUCUCAAUCUCAAACAUCCCACCCUCCCACCAUUACUUCCUGUCUUUCCAGUUUAUUCCACAUGCCUUCAUUUCCCUCCUCCCACUAAAUUCCAGUCAUGAGCCCUUCGUUAAGGGCUCACCUCCCUUGCUUCUCUCUGGCUUUUGUCACACUCAACUCUUCACCAACUUUACUCCUAGAUCCAUGCAGCUGAAAGGGCUGGGAAGAAACAGGUUGACUUGUCUUUAAAUUCAUUACCAUAAAACUUGAGUGAAUCCUUUAUGCUACUAGCAAUAUCCCCUGGUCCUUUUACUUGCCCUUCCUUUUUUUUGGCCAUGCUGCAUGGCUUGCGGGAUUGGAGUCCUAACCACUGGACCGCCAGGGAAUUCUCCACUUGCCCUCGCUUCUGAUCCAUUAAAUCUUCAACAUCCCUCAUUCUCAGUUUUACUUUGGUAGAAAAUAGAAACAAUCAGAAAAGGUUCACAAGCUCCUACCACUAUACCUACAUACCUUCCAGCAUUUAUACCUGUAAGCUCUGCUUUCUCUCUUGUUAUUGUAUACCAGUGAUUCUCAACUGGGACUGAGUUUGCUCCCAGAGGACAUUUGGUUGAUCACAACCAAAAGGAGGUGGUGCUUCUGGGUGGAGGCCAGGGAUGCUGCAAAAUAGCCUACAAUGCACAGAACAGCCCUCCACAACAGAACUGUCUGGGCUUAAAUGUCAUUGGCAUCAAGGUUGAGAAAUGCUGCUCUAAACAAACUGUCCAGGCUCCUGUCCACCCAGUCCCAUCACCUGGCUUUCAAGGACAUCUUUCAACAGUUCUCCCUCCUUUUCUGUAGCGUCAGUUUUCCCCUUUCUCUCCUGGAAUAUCCUGUUGGCACACAAAUAUGGUGUCAUUUUUCUUACCUUACAAAGACAUAAACCUCUCUUGACCCCAUUUCCCCUUCCAGUUGCUUCCAAUUUUCCUGCUCAAUUUUUAAAAAACGUUUUGUUUGUUACUAAGUUUUUAAGUUGAAUUAUAGUUGACUUACAAUAUUAGUUUCAGAUGUACAGCAUAGUGAUUUAGUAAGUAUUCUUAUAGGUUAUACUCCACUUAAAGUUAUAAAAUAUUCACUGUAUUUCUUGUGCUGUACAGUAUAUCCUUGUAGUUUGUUUAUUCUGCUCUGUUGUAUAGCAGAACAUCUUAAAGGAGUCUUUUCCACUUUCCACCAGUUCCCCAGUGAGCCCACUGCACCAUGACUGUUCUCAUCACGGUCACCAAGGACUUGCGCAGACCUAAAUCUAAUGCCGUCUUCGGCUUUAUCUUGCACAGGCUAUCAGCAGCAUUUGACACCCCCUCUUUGAAACAUUGUCUUUACUUGGCCUUAGGACGUAGUCUCUGGUUUGCCUCCUAGUUUACCAAGUACUCUUUCUUAGUCUGCUGGUUUCUCCUCAUCCCCAUAGUGCUCUAGAGUUCAGUCUUUGGACUGCUUUUCUGUUUACAUACAUACCUGGAGUGAUUUCAGCCAGUGUUACACAUUAGAGCCAUUUCGAUGUGGAUAACUGCCCAUUUUUUUCGCUCCAAUCAGGACUUCUGUCCUGAAUAUCUAGCUGCCCUUGGCGUCUCGACUUGAAUGCUUAAUAGGCAUCUCAAAUUUAACAUAUACAAAACCGAACUUAUUUUCUCCCCAGCUUACUGCUGUAGUCUUUCCUAUUUCAGGUAAUGACAACUCCAUCCUUCUAGUUGUUCAUGUUAAAGUGUCUUGGUAUUAUCUUUGGCACCUCUUUUUCAUCUCCUCCAAUUCAUCAAAUCACGUUGACUUUACCUUCAGAAUACAUCCAGAAUCUAAUUGGUCACUUCUCUGCUGCCACCCUAGCCCAAGCCAGAAUUUUCUGCCUCCAAGAUCAGGGGUCCCCAACCCCCGGGGCCACGGACUGGUACCCGUCGGUCAGCGGCCUGUUAGGAACCUGGCUGCACAGCAGGAGCCUGGAAAAAUUGUCUUCCACGAAACUGCUGUCCAAGAUUAUUGCCGUAGCUGGUCUACCUGCUUCCACCAUUUCCCUCUUACAGUCAAUUCUCAACACAGCAGCCAGAGUGAAUGGUGUUAACACGGAAGCCAGAUUGUCACUCUUCUCAAAACCCUCUGUGUUUUCCUACCUCAGAAUAAAACCCAGAGCCCUUUAAAGGCCUGUAAAAGCCUCCAUGACCUGCUCCACCCUUCCUCAAGUAAUGCUUUGACCUCACUUCCUGCUACUUAUCUCCUCGUUCACUCUGCUCCAGCACCAUUGGCCUUUUGUUCUUCCUUAAACACUGAAGGUGUGCUGCCCCUCAAGGCCUUUAGACUUGUUGCUCCCUCUGCCUGGGAAGCUCUUUCCGGAGGUACAGCCUUUAAAUCUGCUCAACUUUUUUUCGUGAGGGCUUCCUGACAACCCUACUUAAAAUUGUACUCCUCUAGCACUUUCUAGCCCACUCCCCUGUUUUAUUUCUCUUUGUAGCGCUUAGCACCUUGUAAUUUAAUAGUUGUUUUUAUUAUGUUCAUUGUCUAUCUCUCCUUGUUGGAAUAUAAACUCCCUGAGGGGAGGUGUAGCUUGUUUUAUUCAUUGGCAUAUCAUCUCCCAGUACUUAAAACAGGGUCUGGCACAUAGUGGACAUUUAGUUAGUAUUUGCUGAAUGAAUAUAUAAGCUGAUGAGGAACUAAACCAAAGAAAUAAUCAAAGGACUAUAAGGUAAGACUUGAGCUAAAAGAUUUUAAAAAUUAGGAUUACAUGAGCUUGGGAAAAGAGGAAGUUUCUGAUUACUUACUAAGUAGAAAGUGAUGAUAAAUACUUUUUUUUUCAUUUGCAAAGGAUAGACACAUAAAUGGGUUGAAACGCAUUAAGGCGUGGAGGUUUAAAGUAGAAACUUCGAGAUGGAAGAUAGAAGAUAAAUUCUUGUUGAAUAUAUUUGAGAACAGGAAUAAUCUGUUUUUCUAGGCUUCAGGAGUUUUCAAGUAUGUUAUUACACAGCCUCAGGUAUUUAUUUGUAAGUUUUUAUUAAUAUCAUGGGGUGGAAUGGAUUGUGGAGGAAGGACCUUCUUUGGCACUGCAGCCGCAGUUCGUAUUGCGUAGUCAGGGAGUUCUCUCCCUAGGAAGCUUUGGGCUGUUGUAAAAUCCUUGUGUGUCCAAAGCUUUGGGCUACCCAAGGGUGGACUCAAAAAGUUUGUGGAGCCGGGAGAUUAAAAUCUUGGCUCCUUGAGUCCUAAAUUAUGGACUCCUCUUCCUAGCUGUCUUUCCUCCUGAGUCUCACUAACAGUAUAGGGUGAGUGUGUACUGCUGAUUUCAACAAAUGAAGGCAAUGGGGGAUGUCAGGCCCCUAGACAGCAUCUCCAGCCAGGUCAUGUAUAGGGCCCCAGGGCAGGCUGACUGAGGGAUCACAGGCAGGCUCCUGUUACGUACGAAAUGGAACCUGUUCCUCAGCUUCUCUAGCCAUUGGACUAGUCCUACCCCUGAGCUCUAUGCCCCUGCAGUUUGAAAUCUUCCCAGAUUCAUGACUGUGAGGGCAGCCAUAGGACUUGAUGAAGGCAUGAAUAUUGUCGUACCACUUUAUGAAGGCACAUGUGCAACUCUGACUGCAUGGUUAGGAAAAGUGAGCAGGGACGAGGUGAGCGCCAUUGUCAGUUUGUACUCUGGGACGACUGCCCCCACUUUAACGGCCCUGUUCCUGUAUAACUACCUGCUUUUGGUUUGUCUUCAGGUCCUGCUCAGGGAUGCAGCCUGAGGGAGCAGGAGUGUUGAGAGAGGUAGAUGCCAAGUUCUCCUUUGGUGGUGGCUUCUGCACCUGCUCUACGACCACCAAGUCUUCAAAAGCCUUUUGGCUACAGAGAAAGGAAACCCCAGAUACAGAAGGGGACAGAAACCCCUCAGAGAAGCGGAAACCAGGGUUCCAGGUCAUUCUGCUGAAGGCAGGAGUGGAGGGCCUUACCAACUGUGGCAGAGAUGCCCAGGACCGGGGGCCCUAAGAGGUCAUGGAGUCACAACAGACUCACCAGCCUUGACUUUGCCAUUGGUGGAGACGGCUGAGAUAGACAGGCUGGUGAUAGUAGUGACUGAAGCCGAGAGCAAGCAGAGUGCUGAGCCCACACCUAUGCCGGCCUGAGCAGUGAUCCAAGGCAGCUGCAGGUGUGCAGAGUCCAGACUUUCUUCACGCACCCCCUCCAGCCCAGUCCAGUGAAGGAAGCCUUUCUGGCCUGGCUCACUCCACCAGAUCCCCAUAUCCUACUUGGCUUCUGAAUUUGCCUCGCUCAGCACCAGGGCAUGACCUACAAGUGGAAGGGGAGAGGAGGUCAUCUCAGCAAUCCAGUGAGCUUGGGCCAUGAGCGUCUCAGACUCGGCACAUCGUCCCUCAGACCCUGAACAAGUCUCUCUUCCAGUCCAGAAGGACAGCCUUGGCCUCCCUUUGCCCACCAGGAGAACCCCCUCCUGGCCUCCGUCCCCAGACCAGGAUCCUGGUUUGCCCCCCUUUCCUCUGGAAGAGCCUGGCCCCAGGCCCAUGGCCCCGGGGAGCCUUUUCUCUCCAGCCUUGUCCCUAGAGAAAGAAGAGGAGGAGGAAGAGGAUGAGGACGGAGAAGACGCAGAGGAGCCCGAGGAGCUGCGCAGCGAGGCGCAUCCCAGCCAGUUUUUUGCGGAGGCACAGCGGCUGCGAGAGCAGAGGUUGUUGCUGGAUGAAGACGUGUCAGUCGGGGGGCGAGUAUACGGGGUGCAUCGGGUGAUCUUGGCCGCAGUCAGCAGCCUCUUCAGAGGCAGGUUGCUGGGCAGCAGAGGUCUGCAAUGCCCCCUCAGCCUGGAUGUAACCCCCGGGGCCUGGGAGGCCAUGCUGACCUUUGCCUAUGAGGGGGUGCUGGGACCCGCCCCACGGGAGGAUGUGCUGGUCGCGGCUGAAGCCCUGGGCGCACCCCGGGUGAAGGCUGCGGCCCAGUGGGGACGCGAGGGGGCUGGAAGCACCCGGGAAGAUGAAAAGCAGCCCAGCCAGGCAGAGGAACUGAGAGAGAACCUGCGCACCAUGGAGCUCCUGUACCAAGAAGGCAUCGGGUGUGACCUGGAGCUGGAGGCAGGCGGCUGCCGGCUGCGGGUGCACCGAGCAGCCCUCGCCUGUGGCAGUGAGUUCUUUGGGGCCAUGCUCCUGAGCGGGAUGAGGGAAUCCCAGGGCACAGAGGUGUCUCUGCAUACCAUCUCUGCCCAGGACCUGCGACUCCUUGUCUCCUUUGCCUACUCUGGGGUUGUGCGGGCAAGGUGGCCGGGACUGCUGAGAGCCACCCAGGCUGCUCUGCGGUACCAGAGCUCUUCCUGCCUGGCUCUGUGCCAGAGAGCCUUGGCACAAGGCCUCAACCCUGCCCGUUGCCUGGCCCUGAUCCCCAUGGCUGAAGCCCCUGGGCUGGAGAGGCUCUGGAGCAAAGCCCGUCACUACCUCCUCACCCACCUGCCUGCUGUGGCUUUGUGCUCCACUUUCCCGUCCUUACCGGUUGCCUGCCUGGCUGAGCUCCUGGACAGCGAUGAGCUACACUUGCAGGAGGAGUUCGAGGCCUUUGCGGCUGCACUGCGUUGGCUAGCUGCCAACCCUGACACCCAGGAGUCAGAGGCCAAGGCCCUGCUUCGAUGCGUCCGCUUUGGCCGUAUGUCCACCAGGGAGCUGCGGAGGGUAUGGGCGGCCGGGCUGCCUCCACCCUUGAGCCCGGACUUGCUGCGUCAGCUGAUGGUGGAGGCUGAGGUUCCAGGACAAGAGAGGCGGAGGGAGCCUGACCAGGCACUAGUAGUGAUUGGCGGGGACGGGCUCAGAUCAGACAUGGCCACGAGACAGCCGUCCCGAGGAGUGUGGUGGGCCCGGGCCUUUCGCUGCGGCGUAGGACUGGUUCGAACUGUGGAGUGGGGACGGCUGCCUGCCCUGCCUGCCCCCGGGCGCUUUCGGCACGGGGCUGCGAGCCUAGCCGGAAGUGAGCUCUACGUGUGUGGCGGACAGGAUUUCUACGGCCACUCUAACACCCUGGCUUCGACUCUCAGGUGGGACCCCAGGCAAGAGGACUGGGAGGAGAUGGCACCUUUGUGCCAGGCUCGGAGCUUUUUCCCCCUGGUGGUGCUGGAUGGACUGCUUUAUGCCCUGGGUGGACGAGACAGUGGUGUUGCCCUCAGCUCUGUGGAGACUUAUAGCCCCAAGCUCAAUAUCUGGAGGCCGGCACCUGCCCUUCCAGCACCACGCUUUGCCCACGCAGCUGCUGUUUUGGAGGGCCAGCUGUACGUGAGCGGUGGCUGCAGCGGGACUGGCCAGUACCUGGCCUCGUUGCUGCACUAUGACCCCAAACUUGAGAAGCCGGGGACACUUCUGAGCCCUAUGGGGGUACCUCGGGCUGGCCACGUCAUGGCUGCUCUGGGUGGGCGGCUGUAUGUAGUGGGUGGGCUAGGUGAGACUGGGGACCUGCUGAGCUUUGAGGCCUAUGAACCAAGGACCGAUAGCUGGACUCACCUGACCCCCCUGCCCUCGCCCCAUGUCGGGGCUGCAGGCGCUGUGCUGCAGGGGGAGCUACUGGUGAUGGGGGGCUACAGCCACCGUACUUAUGCCCCCUCCCACCUUAUCCACGCCUUCUGUCCUGGCCUGGGCCGAUGGCUGUGCCUGGGAACUCUGCCGAGGCCUCGGGCUGAGAUGCCUGCCUGCAUCCUGACACUGCCCACUGUGCAGCAAAUAGCUUUGGUUCCCACACAACACCAAACUAAACCUGCCGGGUGAAGGGGGAGUGGCAGUGGAUGGCGUGAGGAAGGGAUAAGAAACAUUUUGAGAGGAUAGAAAUGAUGGGGGCAGGGAUAAAGAGAAGGCUUUAUUCAUGAUCAUAUUUCAUUCUAGCACAGUGCUUUACAACUCACACAGCGCUUUUGUAUGUAUGAUCUGCAUUGAGGAGAAGGUGGUUCUGGAAUUCCUAGGGAAAGAGCGUUGGGGAAGGAGAGGCAGCUGAAUACCUAGGUAAGGAGAGGAGACCCAGGGGCAACUAUACAAGGUUUAGAUUCUUGGUGGGGAAAGUGCAUCUGGCUGGGCAGACAGUCAAGAAGCGUCAAUAGCCAAGGUGUAGGGGCCAUGAGAGGUCAGUUGGGAAAAUGAUAUUCUGAUCAAUGGACGAAGGAGAAAAACGUGGAGAGGCCAUCCGUGAAAGAGCUGAGGAGUGUGGGGGAAGGACUGCGAUUGCUGCUUCUCUUUACUCUCCAAUCCCUGGGACACCCAAACCCUCCUGACGAGGUUCUUUCUCAGGUAAACCUGUAGACCCAGUCUAGCGUUUCCUCAGCCAUACACCACAGGCUGCCCCUAAGAGCCCCUUGGUUUUCAAUCUGAGGAGGACGCUCCUGUCUGGACCCGGCACAGCACAGGGGCCCGAGAUGCCAGGGCGACGAGGUGGGAGUGCUGCAGGCGGGGAAGAUGAAGACGGGAAGGAUGGAGGCGCCCAUGGCGGCAAAGGGAUGAAACAGGAUUUGAGGGCAUGGGGUGGGAGAAGUCAGGAGCCUGGCUGGCUUCUUUCCUUCCCUUUGGGGUGAAUCGAGGGAUCAGGAGAGAAAACAGUACAGUGUGGUGUGAGGUCCUAAGUUGUGAGAGGAAGUGGCAGAGAGAAGAGUAAAAGGCAGAGGAGGCCCAGAAAAGUGGUUCCUUCCUCUGUCCCUUUCUUCCAGUUUUUUGAAUCCAUUUCCCUUUUUCUUGGCCAGGGAAAGUUGAGUCAGAUGUUUCCUCUCUCUCUUUCUCCACCCUGCUUUUCCUUCCCUCUUUUUGCUCUCUUCUAUCUUUUCUCCUUUCUCCCUCACGGUUAUUAAUUAUGUACCGUGUGCCGGGUACGAUGUGGGGCACUAAGGAUCCCAAGGUCAGGGAGCUCCCGACCAGCACACAGACUUGUAAGCAAAUACAAGUUUGACAGUGGACUUAGAGGUAUGGACACUUGCCUCAUACCUCUCCCGAGAGCCGCGUACCUCACAUGCCUCGUAGUUGAAGGUAUGAGAGCCCAGAGGAUGGAGGAGGGAACUCUGUCCAGGGAAGACUUCUGUUAGGAAGGCAUCAUCAGAUGGGUGUAGAUUGAACUGGAUCUUGAAGGCUUCCUGGAAACUCACCUUCAGAGAAGGAGGGAGGCAUUCCAGUCGAAGGAAAGAAGCAAAUGGGGCAUGUGGUGCCCUGUGUCUCCAUAGCAAAGGGGAAGUCAGUAUUCCAGGGAUUCUUCAGAGAAUUCUGCUCUGUGCCAGCCUACUCUCUUCCCUGGAGCCUUCCUGAAGACAGUGGCUUUCACCUAAUUGUAUGUUCUCUUCCUCCACAACUCCCCUACGUCUUUCCUGUCUGGUAUUUCCACUUCUGACCCCUGAGCAGCUUAAGGCAAAGAAGGGCCACUUCUUUGUACAGGUCAAUUUUCUCUUACCCUUGCUAAUUUAGAUUCUCAUGCUGCUAAGGGUGAGAUGAGGGAGCCUCCCUCGCAUCUUUCUUCAUCCCGGCCAGGAGAGACUUGACAUGUUUUUGUUUAUUGUUUUGAGAUUUCAUUAUUUUAUUAAGGUUUCCUUCUAUAUCUCUGUUUAGGAACAUAGUUGAAAGUGAGGAGGGGUAAGUAGGCUAUAUAUGAGAACAGAGAAGAAAGAUUGAAGAAGACAGGGAAGAAGGAAAUCGGAAACACUGAGAAACUAUGAGGAUUGAGUCUUUAGGGUGAACUUCUGUGAACACGCUCUGUGAUUUGUAUGCAAAGACAGGCUUAAAUAAAGGUUUCACCAU